GUCAGAUUCCGCGUGUGCGCGCGUGUGAGCCAAGUACAGAGCUGCGAGAACGUCUUCGCCAGCUUCUGUAUCAGCGUCUGCUUCACGUGCAGCACAGCGAUGUAUUCGUGCAGAGCGGCCUGGCAGAAGUGCGGACCUUUGGCACGGAGAGUAGCCCACAGGUUGCCCCGGGAUGUUGUGCCACGGCGGCCGAUGUCCUCACAGACUGGUAGUACCAAGCAAGCCAUAGGCUACACUGUAGCGUGCAGUGGAGCCUUUGUCGGCGCUUUAGCAUGUGCGUACGCCAUGACAAAUUCUGACCGGUACAACGACCGCAUCGCACAAAUGAAUGCCAGACCCAAGGAGUGGACACCAAAGCCAUGGCCACCUAAGAGUGCAGGCGAUGAAGAGGCUGCAGAGGAGGAGGAGGAGGAGGAGGCAGCUGAGGCUGAGGAAGAGGAGGCUGCUGCACCUGCUGAUGCUGAGGCAGACACUGUGGUGGAGGCUGUUGCUGAGGCAGUAGCGGAGGCCGCUGAAGUGGUCGUGGAGGCAGCGGAGGAAGUCGCUGAGGCUGCACAGGAGGUGGAGCAAGUCGCGGAAGAAGUGGCCCAAGUGGCAGAAAAUAUUGAGGAGGCUGCCGAGGCCGUCGCAGAACCUGCCUCCAUCACUGCCGAGGAGCCUGAAAGCAACGUGUUUCCGGUAGCUGCCGCUAGUGUAUCAGAACUGAAGAUGGCCGAAGCAGAAGCACAGCCCAUUGAAGUAACUUCUCUAGUUGAAGAUGUUACUAAACAAGAAGAGGCUCCUGUACCGGUAGAGGUUACAACAACAGAAGAAGCAUCUGCACCAACAGAAGAGGCACCAGUUGAAGUUACGUCUGUGGAGGAACCUGCGCCAGUUGUGGAGGAGGCACCUGCGCCAGUUGUGGAGGAGGAACCUGCGCCAGUUGUGGAGGAGGCACCUGCGCCAGUUGUUGAGGAGGCACCUGCGCAAGCUGUUGAGGAAGCCCCUGCACCAGUUGUUGAGGUUGCCCCAGUUGUUGAGGAGGCCCCUGCACCAGUGGAGGCCACCCCAGUUAUUGAGCUGGCACCCGUUGUUGAGGAGGCCCCUGCACCCGUUGUUGAGGUGGCCCUUGCACCAGUUGUGGAGGAGGCCCCAGUUGUUGAGGAGGCCCCUGCACCAGUUGUAGAGGAAGCACCCGCACAAGUUUUUGAGGAGGCACUAGCUGAAGAGCCAGUCACUACUACAGCCACUGAAGAAGAUAUUGAUGCAGCUCCAGCUCCAGUGGCGUCUCUGGCUGAAGAUCCCAAGAAAGAGUACAUAGUUGUUGUUCUGGAAGGAGCACCUAAAGCAGAAAAGAGGCCCAGGGUGCUAGGGGUGGGGCCCAUGACUGGUAGAAUCAUCCCAGCUCCAGAUGAUGAAGAGGCUCCUACUUCUGAGGGAACGCGACGUCUUCUAAAGAUGCAAAUGCAGUAGUUCCAGUGAAGUGAUUGUCUCCUGAAUGAUGAAGACGUGCCUUCUCCAACACGUUCCUGUCGUCCUUUUACCCACAAUUCCAUGCAUUGACUGUACAGUUUCAGUGUAAAGCACACACACGUGACACAGUAUUUAGAUCAAUAUCUACUCUGUGAAACUGUCUUCCGUUACUAUGACACUCCACACUGACCACUGUCUCUGUGACCUCUGUGACCUCCAGUCCGUUUACCUGAGCCAUGUUUGUCACUGUGAAGAGUUCACUGCCUCCACUUGCCCUCAUUAAUCCAGUGUUACCUCUGAAAGUGAGGCGUCACCAGCAAUCUUACAAGUCUACAAUGUCUGACCUCAGCGCUGCCCUCUGCUGCCCUCUGCUGUCAAAGUGAAACAGCUGCAAACUCCUCUCAAUCACUUGUUACCUCACUUUUAUCCCUCACUUGUUUCAGUGACACCUCAGACUGGGACAGUUCAGGUUGUUUAAGUAUCUUUGUUUUUGUUUUUGUAAAAAAAAUCUAGUCAAAGAAGUCAAAGAUAAAUAAAAAAAUGUGUCCAAACCAAAGUUUGAUUACUUCCACUGAGAGGGACACGUGAUGGGCGCGUGAUUCAGUAUUAAAAUAACAUAUUUGAAAAUAUUUGAUGGGUCGUCUUCAAAAACCUGAACUAUACUUUUUUGAUAGAUAUUGAGGAUGAUACUCUGAAUGUUCCUCUAUUCGGUGGGAAAGAUGAACGUCUUUUAUUUUUCUGUCAUUUUCUUGUUGCCCACAGCGAGUGUUAGCGUCCGUGCUGCUGAUAUAACUGUGCAUGUGUGAAGGAAAGUGUCCAGUGUGAAAUGAUUGACAUCUCUUGUCUGGCUUGAGUGUGUGAAACAGGGUUGAGUGUAAAUGUACACAAAAAAACUGGGAAAUUGGUUUUAGGUGGUGGCACACGAUCUGUCCCUGAUGUAAUGUUGUCUGACAGGGUUCUGUGAUCAGCUGUGAGCACUGGUUUUGUUGUUUCACAGAAUAAAGGGAAUUAUUAAAUAUUUA
This is a messenger RNA of Solea senegalensis (Senegalese sole), 2474 nucleotides long. RefSeq names its product mitochondria localized glutamic acid rich protein a (gene mgarpa). The coding region runs from base 100 to 1452 and encodes 450 amino acids. The transcript has 10 exons. Lineage: Eukaryota; Metazoa; Chordata; Actinopteri; Pleuronectiformes; Soleidae. Gene Ontology annotation, biological process: anterograde axonal transport. The record is from RefSeq and is a predicted model, not a curated record. Gene Ontology annotation, cellular component: mitochondrion.